GGACACCGGAAGCCGCCUCCCAUUCGUCGGCUCUGCGGCGGUUAGCGGGCCUUAGGGGUGAGAAGCCGGCUUCCACCGCGGUGUUCGACGGGAUGCCGGAGGCUAAGGGGUGGGGCUGACGUCAGGAGCCAAGAUGGCGGCGGCGGUCGGGGUCUCCUUGAAGCACGGCUUCCUGGCUACGGCUGUCGGCCGAGUCGGCCUGCAGUUUCAGGCCUGCCGAGGGGCACAGACAGCUGCUGCUGCAGCUCCCCGAGUCAAAAAAUUUGCCAUUUACCGAUGGGACCCAGACAAGACUGGAGAUAAACCCCGAAUGCAGACUUACGAAGUCGAUCUGAAUAAGUGCGGACCUAUGGUGUUGGACGCUCUGAUCAAGAUUAAGAAUGAAAUAGAUUCCACUCUGACCUUCCGAAGAUCAUGUAGAGAAGGGAUCUGUGGCUCUUGUGCCAUGAACAUCAACGGAGGCAACACUCUGGCGUGCACUCGUAGGAUCGACACGGACCUCAACAAAGUCUCAAAAAUUUACCCUCUUCCGCAUAUGUAUGUGAUCAAGGAUCUAGUCCCUGAUCUGAGUAACUUCUACGCACAGUACAAAUCCAUUGAACCCUAUCUGAAGAAGAAGGAUGAGUCCCAGGAGGGCAAGCAGCAGUAUCUGCAGUCCAUCGAGGACCGGGAGAAGCUGGAUGGAUUGUAUGAAUGCAUCCUGUGCGCCUGCUGCAGUACCAGCUGCCCCAGUUACUGGUGGAACGGAGACAAGUACCUGGGACCUGCAGUUCUCAUGCAGGCCUAUCGCUGGAUGAUCGACUCCAGGGACGACUUCACAGAGGAGCGCCUGGCCAAACUGCAGGAUCCCUUCUCUCUCUACCGCUGCCACACCAUUAUGAACUGUACCCGGACCUGCCCCAAGGGUCUGAAUCCAGGGAAAGCCAUUGCUGAAAUCAAGAAGAUGAUGGCAACUUACAAGGAGAAGAGGGCACUGGCUUAACUCUCUCCGUGCUGAAUGUGCCUGUCAGCUCCGACUUCAAACACCUGGAUUCUCCAGGAAAACAGCAUGUAUAAUAAACAUUUUAAGAAAUAA
This is a messenger RNA of Myodes glareolus (Bank vole), 1075 nucleotides long. It is a transcript of the gene Sdhb, whose product is annotated as succinate dehydrogenase complex iron sulfur subunit B. Lineage: Eukaryota; Metazoa; Chordata; Mammalia; Rodentia; Cricetidae. The record is from RefSeq and is a predicted model, not a curated record. Gene Ontology annotation, biological process: aerobic respiration; respiratory electron transport chain; tricarboxylic acid cycle. Gene Ontology annotation, cellular component: mitochondrial membrane. Gene Ontology annotation, molecular function: electron transfer activity; oxidoreductase activity; 2 iron, 2 sulfur cluster binding.